Molecule: messenger RNA, 663 nt
Organism: Aspergillus wentii DTO 134E9
Lineage: Eukaryota; Fungi; Ascomycota; Eurotiomycetes; Eurotiales; Aspergillaceae
Exons: 2
Coding region: 1-663 (220 amino acids)
Source: RefSeq, a predicted model, not a curated record
AUGGCCAGCACCCUUGCGCGCAUCGCGUCGCAAUCGGUCCAUAUCACGACAAACCCAGGCUCGCGGUCCUUGGGCGAGAGUAAACUGGUUCUAGCUGCGUUGCAGAAAUUCGGGGAAGUUGUUACUUUUAGGAAUUUACAGUACGACACAACCAACAAAUCUCCCAAACAUAAUCGCGCAACAGUCGCCAUCUUCGAAUCCCCCGACUCGGCCACCCGCGCAAUCGAAGCCUCUCCUCUUACGAUCCCCAUCCCGGAUAAUAGCAGCAGCAAUAACAACUUCGCUUCCUCCUUCUCUCAAUCUUCCCAGCUCACAGAAUCCACAUUCAACGUUAAUGAAAGACACCGCACUCUAACCUGCACAAUCCAACCCUCCCGCCACAACCACGAAUCCGCACUCAGACGCAAUCCAUACCAUACCGCUUUCAACAUCGACACGAGUACCUACCCGUACCAGGAUUUGAUUAAAAAUACGGAGAUACCACUGCGGGAGUUGGCAGAUGGGAUGAUGAGCCGGAAGGAGCAUAUGCCGUUUCGGGUGAAGAGGAGAAUUCAGGCGGAGAAUGAGCGGUUGGGAGCUACGUCGCUGAUGGAGUUGUAUCGGGAGGGAAUUGCGAAGGCUGAGGGUGAAGCUGAGGAGAAAGCGAAUGUUGAGGGGAGAUGA